Apis dorsata (giant honeybee) is the source of this 753-nucleotide messenger RNA. Its product is annotated as eukaryotic translation initiation factor 4E type 3-like. The coding region runs from base 44 to 676 and encodes 210 amino acids. Gene Ontology annotation, cellular component: eukaryotic translation initiation factor 4F complex. The record is from RefSeq and is a predicted model, not a curated record. Gene Ontology annotation, molecular function: RNA 7-methylguanosine cap binding; translation initiation factor activity. The transcript has 6 exons. Gene Ontology annotation, biological process: translational initiation. NCBI's taxonomy places the organism in Eukaryota, Metazoa, Arthropoda, Insecta, Hymenoptera, Apidae.
CAUUAUAUAUAUAUAUAUAUACGUACAUGUUGUUAUUUUGAACAUGGCUGCGGUGGAUUGUGAAUCAAAAGACGACAAUGCGACUAAUUUAUCGGAAACACUGGUAUUUUCGAAUGAAACAGUUAAAACGAUCGAAGAACAUGAAACAUCAGGAAUACCUUUACAAUCAUCUUGGACAUUUUGGUUAGACAAAGCUAUUUCUGGCACAACUGUUGAAGAAUAUAAAGAAAAUUUAACGAAGAUUUAUACUGUGAAUACUGUACAAAGUUUUUGGGCUGUUUUCAACAAUAUACCAAAUGUUAGUGCUGUACAAGUCAGAUAUAGUUAUCAUUUAAUGAGAGACGAAAGAUAUCCAUUAUGGGAAGAACCUGUCAAUCAAAAUGGUGGAACAUGGAGACUAAAAUGCCAUAAAUCUGAUACUGAAAAAAUAUGGAAAGAAAUGGUACUUGCAGCUAUUGGAGAACAAUUUGCAGAAUGUGUUGCAGAAGGGGAUGAAGUUUGUGGAAUAACUGUAUCUAUUAGAGAUAGAGAAGAUCUUGUUCAAAUAUGGAAUACAAAUGCUACCUUAGCAUCAAAAGCUACAAUUUUAAAUAAAAUCCAUUCUCUCUUACCUAAUGUAAACUUUUCUGAAUUUUAUAAACCUCAUCAAUCACAUCAUGCUUAUGGACGCCGUUAAAAAAAAAUUAAUAUUAUUAAAAUAUUAUUUGAUAAAUAUGAAUUUAUAAAUAAAAAUUUAAUUCUAAUAAAAAUGAA